CCCAAUCAUUCCCCUCCCCUCCGUUCCUCACUCCACUCCACCCCAAUGGCGUCGCCGGCGCCGCCCUGCGGCCCCGACGCCUCGCCGGCCAUGGAGUCGCAGGCGAGCCUCCCGGACCACCUGACGGAGGACAUCCUCCUCCGCCUCCCCACGGCCGCCGACCUCGCCCGCGCGUCCAUGGCCGGCCCAUCCCUCCGCCGCAUCGUCACCGACCACUCCUUCCUCCGUCGCUUCCGCGUCCUCCACCCGCCGCCUCUCCUGGGUAUACUCUCGGACCCCUUCAUCCCAGCCCAGCCGCCGCACCCCUCCGCCGCCGCCGCCGGAACCCUCGCCGGCACCGACUUCUCCUGCUCCUUCCUCCCCUCCCGCGAGCGGCCCUGGAUUCGUCGCGACUUCCGCGACGGCCGCGCCCUCUUCUGCGUCGCCCCCGACGGCGACGACCGCGCCCUGGUGAGGGAGGUGGCCGUGUGCGACCCGCUGCACCGGCGCUACCUCCUGCUACCUCCCGUUCCCCAGGACCUUUCCGAUCUAGUCUAUCACUGCCAGCCCUUCCUUGCUCCUGCCGGCGGGGACGAGGUGCCGGCCGACGCUCCCUUGAGAUUCAGAGUCAUGUGCUUGGCCAAAUACCAGACCCAGCUGGUCCUAUUCGUCCUCUCUUCGUCGGGGGGCUGUGCCAGACCAUGGCACGCCAUCCCAUUUGAUGGUUGGAGCGCUCUGGUUGCACAAGUUAGUGAAGGCGAAGAUGUGCGAUCCUCCACUGCGUUCGGAAAUCGCUACUACGCGCACGGAUGCUUCUGCUGGGCGAUACCUGGGAUCGGCAAGUUGCUCAUGCUCGACAUUGCCACGAUGGAGUUCUCCUCCAUCGACCUCCUGCCUAGUCCCUGGAGCAAUUCCCAGAUGGCCUUUGUGGAGGCAAGGGAAGGGAGGCUUGGGUUGUUUGCUCUCAGCCACAAUCGCCUCUUGUAUUCCAUUUCGGGGAGCAUUGAGGAUGACCCCCCAAGGCUGUCGCUAAUGGGGGCUGUAGUCCCAUUGCCCCUUGAUUACGUCUAUUACAUCAUUGGUGUAGCUGGGGGAUUCUUACUCCUACAUGGGUUUCAAGACAACCCGGAAUCAUACCCUUCGUUUGAAAUGCCAGAUCCGGACUGUUUUUCACUGAAUCUCCAGACUAUGAAGCUUGAGCGGUUUUGUGGGACUGAGCUCAUGAUGCCAUUGAAGAACCAACUACUGUAUGCGGGUUUCCCGCCAUCCUUGUCUCCACCAACUAUUUGAAGGGGGCUUAAUCCGCUGUGUAUUGGACUCAUUUUGCUGCUGGCUGAUGAUUGCAAGGAAGGAUGACACAUACAUCAAGCAAUUGUCUGUGUUUGGCCUGUUGACUCGAGUCUCGCCUCCGGUCCUUUUAUGUCCAAAGCCCGCAUGCAUGCUACAUGUUGGUUGAUUUGGCAUGUGUGCGCAACUUGAGUGCGUUAAUAUUAGAUGGGUACAUGGGUCGUCAACCGGUCGACCUGCCUCAUAUAUAUUAGAGAUGGGUUCUGCAGACUGCAGUCUCUCUAGCUACUGUUAAUUUUCAUGUUUCCUUCCAUGUAGUCUCCCUUGUUCGUUGCUGUUAUUUGGCCAUUUGUAAAUUGCUAGCGGUGCCAAGUCCUAGAGGCAGAUGAUGGGGAUCCUAAGCUUAGAGAGGUGGUGGGUUCGAAGGAUUCUUUCCUCGCGGCCUUGAUGCCUAACGGGAGGCAGUGCUGCUAGAAGAGGGAGUCUCCGGUGCUCCACCGUAGGGGUCUUGCCGGACCAAGUGGUUUGCCCCCGGCGCUGGCGAAGAUUGGUUCCAUCAAAGAGCACCUGGACACGAUCGUGUUUUCUGCUUUUCUUCGGUACAGUUUAGUCUGUUAUUUUCAGUUUCUUUGGGGUGCAAGAUGUACUGCCAGCAGCUUUGAUCAAUGCAGCCCUUGUUCAAAAAAGAAUGCAUCCAUUUGUUGACGAAUUGCUUGUGAAAUGCAUCAUCUCCUCUUCUUA
Messenger RNA from Triticum aestivum (bread wheat), 2007 nucleotides. RefSeq lists its product as uncharacterized. Lineage: Eukaryota; Viridiplantae; Streptophyta; Magnoliopsida; Poales; Poaceae. The coding region runs from base 46 to 1269 and encodes 407 amino acids. Gene Ontology annotation, molecular function: protein binding. The record is from RefSeq and is a predicted model, not a curated record. The transcript is spliced from 2 exons.